Ananas comosus (pineapple) is the source of this 1545-nucleotide messenger RNA. RefSeq names its product probable protein phosphatase 2C 32. Gene Ontology annotation, molecular function: cation binding; protein serine/threonine phosphatase activity. Gene Ontology annotation, biological process: protein dephosphorylation. Lineage: Eukaryota; Viridiplantae; Streptophyta; Magnoliopsida; Poales; Bromeliaceae. The record is from RefSeq and is a predicted model, not a curated record. The transcript is spliced from 4 exons. Bases 72 to 1229 code for a protein of 385 amino acids.
ACAGAUAGUAAAGAGAUUGAAAUUGGAAUUUGGUGAUUUUUUUUUUUUUUUGGGGGUAUUUGACGAAGACGAUGUCGUGCACCGUAGCGACGAUCGCGAGCUCCCCCGUGUUCUCCCCCUCGCGCAUGCCCCUCUCGUGCAAGGGCUCCCCCGAAACCCUAACCCUAACCCUAGCACCCCACCAUAUCCAGGCGCCCGAUGCCUCUCCGUGCUCGUCGCCCACCGCCCUCCGGUCGCGGUUCCAGAGGGGGGCGAGCGCGCUCCGGGCGACGAGGGCCAUGGAUUUCGAUGCCUCGCCAUCUCCGCCGAGGCCCUCGUGCUCGAGCGGGGGCGGGUCGCUGCUGAAGCGGAAGAGGCCCGCGCGGAUCGACAUACCCGCGGCGGAGGCCUUCGCCGCGGCGCCCGCGGGGUCGGAUGGGCUCGGCGAGGUGGAGGCGGAGAGCGCGAGGUUCUCGGUGUAUUGCAAGAGGGGGAAGAGGCGGUUGGAGAUGGAGGAUCGGCACCGCGCCUCGCUCGAUCUCCGUGACGAUCCCCAAAUGGCAUUUUUUGCUAUUUUUGACGGCCACGGAGGAAAAAAAGCUGCGGAGUUUGCCUCCGAGAACAUAGGCGAGCUCAUAGUGGAGGAAGUGGAGAAGAGAGGCGGAGAGAGCUGUAGCGAGAUAGAGGAGGCGGUUAAGAUCGGGUAUUUGAAGACCGACAAGGAGUUCUUGAAGGCGGAGGAGAGCGGAGGAACGUGCUGUGUGACGGCCUUGCUUCGGAAGGGUAAUCUCGUUAUUUCGAACGCGGGGGACUGCCGUGCUGUUCUUAGCAGGGCGGGGAAGGCCGAGGCCCUCACGUCCGAUCACCGGCCGUCUAGGGCGGAUGAGAAGGACCGAAUUGAGAAUCUCGGCGGGUAUGUGGAUUGCUACCGAGGUAUAUGGAGAGUGCAAGGCUCCCUCGCUGUAUCCAGGGGGAUCGGAGAUUCGAGUCUUAAACAGUGGGUGAUACCUGAGCCCGAGACGAAAACUCUGAAGAUUACACCUGAAUUCGAGUUCUUAAUUCUAGCUUCCGACGGAUUAUGGGAUACGGUUAGCAAUCAGGAGGCUGUAGAUAUUGCUCGACCGCUGUGUAUGGAGAACGAUAAAUCCCCACUACUCUCAGCUUGCAAAGUACUCGCCAAUCUAUCUGCUUCGCGAGGCUCUCGGGAUGAUAUCAGUGUCAUGAUAAUACAGCUGCAGCAUUUCAUCUAAAGCCCGCGUGUUGAUCGACUUAUCUCGUGUAGCAUUUAGCACAUUUGACUUAGGGUCUAGAUUUUGUUUUCGCGAGUAAUUUUUAAUUAACUUGCGACUUUUGUUUAGUUUGGAUCAGAAUAAAGGUUUAUUCAUCAUUCUUUCUGUACUUAAUCUGAGAAAUGCUAAUUGUAAUAAACUGAUGAUGGCUGCUGACACCCACUGUUGUAAAAAGGCAGGAGGCAGGGUUUAAUAUCUUCAUUUGUUCUUAUUCUGACAAUUAAGAAACAUAUCAGUCGAGUUGGGUGCCAUUUAUCGCGACUUGUGCUUUCUAUUA